GAGUCUCGCUCUGUCACCAGCCUGGAGUGCAGUGGUAUGAUUUCGGCUCACUGCAACCUCUGUCUCCCGGGUUCAAGCGAUUCUCCUGCCUCAGCAUCCUGAGUAGCUGGGAUUACAGGGGCCCACCACCAUGCCCAGCUAAUUUUUGUAUUUUUAGCAUGUUGGCCAGGAUGGUCUCCAUCUCCUGACCUUGUGAUCCUCCUGCCUUGGCCUCCCAAAGUGCUGGGAUUGCAGGCAUGAGCCACUGCGUCUGGCCACACCACACUUUCUUUAUCCACUUGUUGAUCGAUGGGCAUUUGCGUUGAAAAGAAGUCAUCUCUGUUUUUCUUUCCCUGAACGGCCACAGUCUAGCACAGCCUGCCUGUGGCUAGGACAAGGGCAGUGCUCACGUGCAGGGGGCUGUCCUGGCUCUGUGGCCCGAGAGUGACACCUGUCCCUCCUUUCGUUCUCUGACAGGCUCAGCUUCUUUACCCCUCCUCAGCUCAGCCCUUCACCCCCUGAACACAGGCCGUGGAGAUCUGCAUCGUGCAGUGCUUCUAGGUGCAGUGGGGAGCCCAGGAACAGGAGCCGGUGUCCUGCCACAGGGUGGGGAAUGUCACCAUGCUUGGCCCUGGGAGCGCAAGAUGACCCACCUGCGUGGUUCUUUUUCCUGAGGAGUCGGGGAGCGUGUCUGUGAGCAGGUGUUCCCUGCAGCGCUCAGAACUGAGGUAGCUGGGGCCUUGGCGUCACACCUCACGCUAGGGAUUGUUUGUGGAGUGCUUCCCUUGGGCUAGGCACUUUUUUUUUUGGAGAUGGAGUCUUGCUCUGUUACCCAGGCUGGAAUACAAUGGUGCCAUCUCAGGUCACUGUAACCUCUGCCUCUCAGGUUCAAGCAGUUCUCCUGCCUCAGCCUCCCCAGUAACUGGGGCUACAGGCUCAUGCUGCCACACCCAGCUAAUUUUUUUGUGUGUGUUUUAGUAGAGAUGGGGUUUCACCCUGUUGGCCAGGCUGGUCCCGAACUCCUGACCUCAGGUGAUCCGCCCACCUUGGCCUCCCAAAGUGCUGGGAUUACAGGCCUGAGCCACCGCGCCCGGCGGGCUAGGCACUUUACAUGCAACCACCCGUGUAGUCCUCAUAGCAGCUGGGGGUGGUACCAUGUGGUCCCUAUUUUACAAAUGAAACUCAGAAGCUGAGUUACGUGCUCAAAGCCACACAGCUCAUAAGUGGCAGAGCUGGGGUUUGAACCUGAGAAGUCUGUGCCCUUACCCAUCACAGCCUCAUCCUUAGCUCCUCCAUUCCCUAGGGGACUUAACAGGUGCUGAAAUUAUUACAGAGAAAGCUGACUCACUCACCAGGUAUCGAUCCUUCUGUGGGCUGGCUUGGGUGGAAGUGUUCUCACCGCCCCUACACCCAUCCUCCUGUUUGAACUCAGGGUGCUGCCUGCUGGGCCUGCCUGCCCUUGGAGCCCAGCUGAGCUCAGCCUGAGGCCUGGCUCCUCCAGGCUUAGGGAAAACCACGCUUCCUGUGCUCGGCAGACUGCCGGGGAUUCUUCUGGAGUGAGCAUCCAGCACGUGUAUGGCGCCCAGCACCCCCCCUUUGAUCCACUGUUACAUGGCACUUUGCUCAAGUCCACGGCCAAGAUGCCGACCACACCAGUGAAGGCCAAGAGGGUCAGCACCUUCCAGGAGUUUGAGAGCAAUACCAGCGAUGCCUGGGACGCUGGGGAGGACGAUGACGAGCUCCUGGCCAUGGCAGCGGAGAGCCUGAACUCCGAGGUGGUCAUGGAAACGGCCAACCGUGUGCUGCGCAACCACAGCCAGCGGCAGGGGCGGCCCACGCUGCAGGAGGAGCCAGGGCUUCAGCAGAAGCCCAGGCCCGAGGCAGAGCCGCCCUCACCCCCCAGCGGCGACCUCCGGCUGGUGAAGUCUGUCAGUGAGAGCCACACGUCCUGUCCUGCAGAAAGUGCCAGCGAUGCCGCCCCUCUACAGAGGUCCCAGUCUCUCCCACACUCGGCCACCGUCACGCUGGGUGGCACAUCCGACCCCAGCACCCUCAGCAGCUCAGCAUUGAGCGAAAGAGAGGCCUCCCGGCUCGACAAGUUCAAGCAGCUGCUUGCCGGCCCCAACACAGACCUUGAGGAAUUACGGAAGUUGAGCUGGUCCGGAAUCCCUAAGCCAGUGCGUCCAAUGACGUGGAAGCUCCUCUCAGGUUACCUUCCUGCCAAUGUAGACCGGAGACCAGCCACUCUCCAGAGAAAACAAAAGGAAUAUUUUGCAUUUAUUGAGCACUAUUACGAUUCUAGGAACGACGAAGUUCACCAGGACACGUACAGGCAGAUCCACAUAGACAUCCCUCGCAUGAACCCUGAAGCGCUGAUCCUGCAGCCCAAGGUGACCGAGAUUUUUGAAAGGAUCUUGUUCAUAUGGGCGAUCCGCCACCCAGCCAGUGGAUACGUUCAGGGGAUAAAUGAUCUUGUCACUCCUUUCUUUGUGGUCUUCAUUUGUGAAUACUUAGAGGCAGAGGAGGUGGACACGGUGGACGUCUCCGGCGUGCCCGCAGAGGUGCUGCGCAACAUCGAAGCCGACACCUACUGGUGCAUGAGCAAGCUGCUGGAUGGCAUUCAGGACAACUACACCUUUGCCCAACCUGGGAUUCAGAUGAAAGUGAAAAUGUUGGAAGAACUCGUGAGCCGGAUUGAUGAGCAAGUGCACCGGCACCUGGACCAACACGAAGUGAGAUACCUGCAGUUUGCCUUCCGCUGGAUGAACAACCUGCUGAUGAGGGAGGUGCCCCUGCGUUGCACCAUCCGCCUGUGGGACACCUACCAGUCUGAACCGGAGGGCUUUUCUCAUUUCCACUUGUACGUGUGUGCUGCUUUUCUCGUGAGAUGGAGGAAGGAAAUACUAGAAGAAAAAGAUUUUCAACAAUCGCCCUGGGCCCCACUCUGGACAGACUCUGAGCCACACAUAUGCGAGGAUGGACCCUGCGCACAUUCUGGUUGGGGAGAAAGAACAGUAAAGAGAUGAUUGACCUUCAGCAAAAGGCUGUGCCUCCAUUGGCGCCUCCAUUUCUUCUGUCUGCUCCCAAAUAGGGACAGUGCCACAAGGUGGCUCGAGGCAGACCAGACACACACUGGCCGUGGGAGCUUGUGGGCGAGGUUUCUUCCUGUUGUGAUUACAUGCAGAAGUGUCACUCUGGCCCUGGAGGCUGAAGCAGGCCAUGAGCCCCUCAGGGUGAAGGACAGGAGAUAGGGACAGCUGCGGAUGCCAGGGUGCCUGAGCUGGGUCUGGGGGAGGUGGGUCAUGAGAUGGUGAUGUUGGGUGGGCAGUGGGCCUCCUACCACCCUGUCAUGUGAUGGUCCCAUCCAGGGGCCACUGGCAGGGGCAGACUUGGCCCAAGAAACAGAAUUGAUGGCAGCCUUGACACAUGCAAAUGACAAGGUGCCCACAUUCCUCACCCUGCUGCAGCUCAUUGGGCUUUUCUGUGAGAGAUACAUUGUGUUUGCUGUUGGGCUGGAGACAUUGCUCUGCUGUCAUUAGAGGGUGCAGCGUGGGAAGCUGAUUAAAAUGUUUUGCCA
Molecule: messenger RNA, 3556 nt
Organism: Symphalangus syndactylus (siamang)
Lineage: Eukaryota; Metazoa; Chordata; Mammalia; Primates; Hylobatidae
Gene: TBC1D22A
Product: TBC1 domain family member 22A
Biological process (GO): activation of GTPase activity
Molecular function (GO): GTPase activator activity
Source: RefSeq, a predicted model, not a curated record